AGAGAAGAAAGAAGAGAAAAGAAGCGUGGAAAUAUAAGAAAGAGAAACAGGCGAGGCUAGGUGUGAUUUUCCAAAGAAGGAUAAGGGUUAGCGAUAACUGCGGAACGAUUACGAGUGGCCAAAGGUCUGCACGUCGCGUAAUUUCUCAGAGAGCCACCGAAUGCCGGAGAAGAGAAGUGGGAAUGUUCGAUAGUGCGUUCUUCUCGAGAUCCGAGGGUCUUCGAGUCGGUUAACCAGUGUUUGUCGUGGAAACGAAGCGCAAUCGACGACAACGGUCCAGACCUGCCAGAUGGCGAUUAAAAUUGCCGAAAGCAUCGUCGAGUCAAUGGCAUCGGCUGUCGAGUUUGCAGCCGGAAUAUCUUUGGGCCAAUCGUUCCUUAAAUUAUGCGAUCGGUUCCUUUGGGUCAUUGAGAAAUCGACUCAGUGGAGUUUACCGAUGCAAGAGAUCACCGUUGAAGAGAAUGGAAAGGUGUUCGGACAGAAGGAGCUGGUCAGACCUCUUCCGUGGGUUCUCUUUAUUCCGGGUCUGAUCAUUCUAAGAGCAAUCAGGACGAUCCUAAAUGUAGGAUCCUUCAUUCUGGGAUAUCCAGAGGUUCAACCAACUAGAAUGGUACAAUUUAUCCAGAAAAGCCGCAAGCAACUUAGAACAAUCAAGACCAACGGCUUAAAGACCAUACGCCAACGAAAACUGGGCAUUGAAUCGGAGACUGCGGUGUCUAAAGAAAAGUCUGUUGUUGAUUCUGCAACAAGCCCAAUGCAGGUCGGCACAAAGCGGACGUACAGUCGAUAUAGUUCGGACGAAUCGGAUGGCGGAGAAAAAGACAUUCUGCAGUCUAUAAUUGCCCAUCUAGCUGUGGAGAGCGACGAGAAUGAUCCCGAUUUUGACGUAGAAAACUGUUCUUCAACUACUGCAACUUCGGACGAAAACGUGUCCUUACACGAGGUAGCCGAUCUUCUCGAAGAUGCGAAAAACCCGAAUAUUUUUCCUGAUCCGAAAGAUCUCGAAGAAUACGUUCAACAACGUAACACGGUUGCUGAUAUAGCCUGUGAUGCAUCUGAUGAAAAAAUUGGUUUCGGCAGAUCCGAGUGUGGAAGACUUACACCGAACAAACUUGGGAUAGACAACGAACCUGGAGUAUUCUAUUCUCCUAUCAGUUCAAAGAGCACUUCCCCGGAGAGACUGGUAUCCCCCACUGAUCUUGAAAUAUUGCUGUCACCGUCGGAUAACUCAACCCCGAAAGACGUGGGCAAUGGGAAACUGAAUUCUAAUACCGUCUCCUCAAAUGGUAUAUCAGAAGAAGAAUUUGGUUUUAUCGACGGCAACGGAUUCAUCAACAGCGAACGUAACGAAUGACCAAACUGAAGAUAAACGAGUGCCGCUUACUGGUAGUAAAGCUUAUUGUAAAGGAAAGCGCAUUAACUAUGGCAAUCGCAACAAUCACGGAAACCGAAAGAAGAAAUAGAAGGGGCUUUUUAAUUUCAAUCCAGUAAUGAUUAAAUUUGUUGUUCUUACCAAAUGAAUUAAUGAAAGUGAGAUAUUUAAGGUGUAAUGAAAGGGGCAUCUGAGGGGGGGGGAGAUAUUUUAUAAAACUUUUUUCUGAGCUAUGUAUACCGAAUCGUUUGAAAUUUUACCAUACAAAUCCUAUGAAAGUUCCUGUCAUAAAUGGAAGUUCAUUUAAAAAAUUGAGUUAUAAAUCAUUUUUUUAAUUUUCUAUAAAAAUAAAAUUGUACAGGUGUCGUGACUUUCUUUAGGGCUCCCAUAUUAACUUGGUAAUAUUUCAAAUAAUUUGAUACAUCCAAUAUGGACAACAUUUUCAUAAAAUAUUGAUCCCACAGAUGCUUUCAUAUUACCUUAUGUGAUACGUAUUUAACAAAAAUUUCUUUUCUGUUACACUUGAGAGCGUUUAACGAGAGUUAUGUGUCAUGGAAAAAGUUAGUUGCUCACAGGUUGUUUUUUGUAUGCACUGUCCCACCCCUCCUAAAGUUGUUAAGCGCUUAUUACAUUGUUUGAAGUAAUGUAACUAUAUGCUUUGUAUGGUUACUGAAUCUUCUUUUCGUCGCCAAUUGUACAUCAUGGCCCGAAUCUUUGUAAUAUGUCAAAUAUUUUGGUUAAUGCAAGACAGGAAUGGGUUAACCUCAACACGUGCGAUCUGAAAUGAGAAAAAAUUACUAAAUUACAAAUUACCAUAAGUUGUAGUAAGUUCUGUACCUCGUCAUAUAUUAUGUAGCGUGUAUCUUUAAAAAUACCAUGCGCACUUUAUAUGUAUUUAACAUUUCUCUUAAAAGAUUACGAACUAAAUGUUCAUCAAGGUGUUUAUCACUCCAGCAAGUAAAGAUUAUGAAAGUGUUCCUCAACCGAUUAAAUCGAUCAAAUGUCCGUUUCAAAAAUGAAGUAUAGAUGCAUGUUUAAAUAGGAGGUUCACCACGGACACGAAUGCCUUCCCAUUAUAUGCUAACGGCACAAUAUUUGUAAGGGAGGCAUCCAUAUCCGUUAGUGUACAUGAUGAAAAUUAGGGUCCGAAUAGGAAAUAAUUAAAUAUGUUUAAGAACUUUCUUGUCUUUCCUCAAGAUGAAAUGAAAGUGGCGUCCGAUAUGUCAAAAUAUUUAUAAAACUUUUCUCCGAAUUGAGUGCAUUGAAUUAUUUGAAUCCGAUGCGGUUUUUUUUAUAGGAUAAAGCAUAGAAAUAAGAAACUAGGAGAAUGAAUACAAUACUAUAAGAAUUCACGUAAAAUUGAGUAAAGAUCUUCCUUUUUA
Molecule: messenger RNA, 2754 nt
Organism: Orussus abietinus
Lineage: Eukaryota; Metazoa; Arthropoda; Insecta; Hymenoptera; Orussidae
Exons: 10
Coding region: 290-1354 (354 amino acids)
Source: RefSeq, a predicted model, not a curated record